Molecule: messenger RNA, 1070 nt
Organism: Cherax quadricarinatus
Lineage: Eukaryota; Metazoa; Arthropoda; Malacostraca; Decapoda; Parastacidae
Source: RefSeq, a predicted model, not a curated record
AGGGUGGAUGUUGGUUGUUGUGUGAUGGUGUCAUCUGUGAGUGCCUCUCUCUGCCCCUGACACUAUCACCCACCACCAUUCGACCCCUACCCUCUGUCGUGUCGAGUAAAUAUCCUCCCCUCUACCUCGUGGCGAUAUACUGUUAACGAUGUUUAAUGUGAACAUGAACUCGUUGAACAGGUGAGUGUAUGCACAAUCACCGAUGUACUGAUGGCCUCUUGGGAAACUGGCUUCAGUGGUGUUAUUAACCACCUCAUUGAACCACUUUGAGGAAGAACAAAGUAAAGUGACGUUAUUGGCGGUUGCAAUAUGGCGACUUCCGACCGAGUGGCGCCCGUGUAAACAAUGGCUUCCGGGAAGUUUAGUGUCGGUUUUAUGCGAAAGUUAUUCUUAAGUCCUGGAAUCUGAGAAAAAAACACAAAAUGUUUCCCUCGAGGACAUUACUAGAUUACCAGAGUUUGGAAAUAGUGAUGAUUGACUUGUGAGAAGAGAAUCUUUGAGCCAUGUUUGUAUACUGUGAGGCGGAUUGAGGGAGUUCUGAGGGAUGCACUCAGCUCUGGCCAUGACCGUCCAUCGCUCCAAGUCGCUGCCAGGAGCCAAUGGUGGCGAGUGGGUCGCUGAAGACGAUUCCGUGGCGUCACGUUCUGGAGGUUCAGCCGGAGCCAGGGACUCCGGAGUUGUGGUUGUGGCUUCUGACCAUCCUUCCUUCGCCUCGGAUGCCCACUCCUCCCUCCUUGGAGACUUGCCCUCCGGAGUGAUCAUGUCCGAGCUGCCUUCCGAGGAAGUGCCGGCCGAAAAGCAGGUCCCGGGGGAUGAAGUCUGCAAAAAGGAAACCAUAGGACGGCACUACUACCCUGAAGGAGGGUGGGGCUGGGUUGUGCUGCUCAUGGCCCUGCUGGUCCAUGUGGCCUCCCAUGGCCUCCACCAGGCUGCCGGCAUCCUCAUCCUCCACACCAUGAAGCAGUUCCCAGACGAGUCUCUCAUUGCGGCAAGUAAGUCUUCAUUUUGAGUUGGGUUGUGACGGGUCAUUUGUUACUCAGUCUUUACUCCCGUCUUGUGUCCUUCCUCCA